CACAGUGGACCCCACGUAAGACGGGCCCAGUGGCUAGUGUGUUCCACGUCCACAGUUUCUCUGAAAUCUCAUCCCGAAUUCCCCUCCUCCCCGGAAAACCCGCACCUGGAGCACAGUAGCAUGGCUGAAACUCUGCUUCUGCCGGUGGUACGCAUCACGGCCGGCAAGGCGGCCUACGCGCUCGUCCAGAGCGUGACCGGCAUGUGGGGCAUCGACGGCGACCGCCGCAAGCUGGAGCGCCAGCUGCUAGCCGUCCAGUGCAAGCUGGCCGGCGCAGAGCUCAAUAGCGAGGUCAACCCGGCCGUCCGGAGGUGGAUCAAGGACCUGAGGACCGUCGCCUACCAGGCCGACGACGUCCUCGACGGCUUCCACCACGAGGCACUGCGCCGCGAAGCCCACACCGGCGAGUCUACCGCCCGCAAGGUGCUCGGCUAUUUCACGCUGCGCAGCCCGCUUCUGUUCCGUCUCACCAUGAGCCGGAGGCUGAAUCGUGUCCUCAACAAGAUCGACCUGCUCGUUGCGGAGAUGAACGCUUUCGGCCUGGAGAACCACGCCGCUGAGGCACCGCAUCUUCUUUGCCGGCAGACGCACUCGGCGCUCGACGACCCUGCGCAGAUCUUUGGCCGAGAUGCCGACAAGGAGGCGGUGGUCAACUUGUUGCUCCGCCAGAAAGAUCAUCGAGAAGUGCAGGUCCUGCCCGUCUUUGGGAUGGGUGGUUUGGGCAAGACCACGCUUGCCAAGAUGGUGUACAACGACCCCAAGAUUCAGCAACAUUUUCAGCUACUCAUGUGGCACUGUGCGUCGGACAGCUUCGAAACCGCCGCUCUCGUGAGAUCCAUCAUCGAGUUGGCCACAAGAGGGAGAUGCGACGUUCCAGACACGGUCGAGCUGCUGCGAGGGCGACUUCAGGAGGUCAUUGGCUGGAAAAGGUUCCUGCUUGUUCUUGACGAUGUCUGGAAUGAAGUGCAUCAAAAGUGGGAGGGUAGCCUGAAAUCGGCCUUGUGUUCCGUUGGCGGUUGUGGAAGCGUUAUAAUCGUCACCACUCGGAGCCCGCGAGUAGCAUCUAUGAUGGGCACACUUGAAACCCAUGAGCUGCCACAUCUGACUGAAGAACACUCAUGGGAAUUGUUCUCGAAGAAGGCUUUCAAGGAAAAUGUGCGAGAGCAGGCAGAGUUGAUGUCGAUCGGCAAGCGUAUUGUCAGCAAAUGCAAGGGGGACCCUCUUGCUCUGAGUGCAAUGGGGGGUUUGAUGAGCUCGAAAGCACGAGCCUGGGAGUGGGAGGCCGUUGCGGAAAGCAAUGUUGGGGAUAGCGUUGCAGGCAAACAAGAAGUCAUAUCCAUACUAGAAUUAAGCUACAGGCACCUAUCCUCUGAAAUGAAACAAUGCUUUGCCUUCUGCGCGGUCUUCUCCAAGAACAGCGAGAUGGAAAAAAGCAUGUUGAUCCAACUAUGGAUGGCUAAUGGGUUUAUUCAAAAAGAGGGAAUGAUGGAUUUGGAGCAGAAAGGCGAAUUUGUUUUCAAUGAGUUGUUUUGGAGAUCCUUUCUUCAGGAUGUGAAGGUGAAACCAUUUGAUGACCCAGCUUCAAGGCAUGGUUUGGUUGGAUGCAGGAUGCAUGAUUUAAUGCAUGACCUAGCAAAAGCUGUUACGGAUGAAUGUGCAACUAUACAAGAGUUGGUUCAGCAGAAAGCAUACGUAAAAGAUGUCAUUCACAUGAAAAUAUCAUCGGAUGAAUUGGAACAAAGCAAUGGAUUGUUCAAAAAUAAGGAAUCUCUCCGAACUUUGUUAGCACCGUCCUCAUCACAAAAGGAUCUUGGCAACUUAAGGCUGACGUCGCUAAGAGCAUUGUGUUGUCGUGGCCUUCAUAUCCGACAACCCAUAAAUACAAAGCAUUUGCGAUAUCUUGACCUUUCUCACUCUGAAAUUGUUACAUUGCCAGAUUGGGUAUGCAUGUUGUACAACUUACAAUCGCUGAGGCUCAACCAUUGCCACAAGCUCCGAUAUUUACCUGAAGGCAUCAUAACCAUCAAGAACCUUCACCAUCUCUAUCUUUUUGAGUGUGAUAAACUGGAGCGGAUGCCCCCAAAGAUUAGUCAACUAAGCAACCUGCACACGCUAACAUCGUUUGUUGUGGACACUGGAGAUGGUUGUGGAAUUGAUCAACUCAAAGAUCUAAAAUACCUUAGCCACCGGUUGGAACUAUACAAUUUGAUAAAAAUAGAGAGUGUGGUGGAUGCAAAAGAAGCCAGACUCUAUCAGAAGAAAAAUCUGAGUGAGCUGUCGCUAUGCUGGGGUCGUCGAAAAUACCAUGGGCCUCAAGAUGAUGUUGGUAACAUGGAAGAAGUAUUGGAGGCUCUUGCACCUCAUAGUGAGAUCAAAGUAUUGGAGAUACAUGGUUAUGGUGGCACUAAAUUCUCAUCAUGGAUGAUACACUCUCAGAUGUGCCAGUGCCUAAGAAAACUCAUAAUCUUCAACUGCCCCAAAUGCAAACAUCUGCCAUCGGCACCGCUGUUGGCCCCCCUCGAGUAUUUGUCCUUAGGUUACAUGGAUAGCCUGACCAUAAUAUGCAAGGACACUGAUGUGGAGGUUGAAGGAUGCAAUGCAUCUCAUCAGAUCUUCCCAAAGCUAAAGAGAAUGUUCUUAGAAAACUUACCGGAGUUUGAGAGAUGGACAGAAAGCAGUGCAGGGGAACCUCAUAGCUUGGUGAUGUUUCCUCUGCUCGAAGAGCUAAGUAUGUACGCCUGUCCCAAGGUUGCAAGUGUUCCAAGCAGCCCAGUUCUAGAGAAGCUGCGGAUAAUGGAAUGUUACAGUCUUCCAAUCAGCUCAAUCACUCAUCUGACAACGCUCUCUGAGCUUGAGUUUGGUGGAGAAUUCAUUCGUUCUGCAAGCAUGCCUUUGGGAUCUUGGCCAUCCCUCGUGAAAUUAAGUGUUAGCUCACUGGGUGAUAUGAUGCUGCCUCCAGAGGACCAGCAAAGCCAUAGGCCCUUGGAAACCCUUCGGAGUAUGUGGCUAUCUGGUCCCAGUUGCUUUGAAACGACAUCCACCUUGUCAAAAUCGCACCUGCUGAGGCUCUGGGAUUGCUUUGGCUUUGUUGAAGAACUGUGCAUUUCUGGGUGCGACGAACUUGUCCACUGGCCAAUGGAGGAGCUCCGAAACCUGACUCGUCUCCGUUUUCUGCGCAUUAGCUCCUGCAUUAAGCUCAAGGGUAAGGGCUCGCCGUCUGAUGAAAUCCUUCCGCUGCCCCAGCUGGAGAUGCUAAGCAUUCACAACUGUGGUAGCUUACGGUAUGUUCCUGAGGUGUCUGCAUCCCUUGAUGAACUAGUAAUAGGAGAAUGCACGUGUUUGAUGGCGUUGCCUUCAAAUCUAUCCAAGCUGAGGGUGCUCCGGAUUCAGGGCUGCAGUGGCUUGAAAACUUUGCCGGAUGGCCUCACCUCCCUUGAGCAGGUGACAGUUGAGAGGUGUACAGGGAUAGAAAAAAUCCCGCAGGACCUCCUCCAACAGCUCCCAGCACUCAAAUCCAUGAAGAUAGUUGGUUGCCCCAACUUGCAAAGACAUUGCACACAAGGUGGGGAGUAUUUCCACUUGAUUUCCUCUGUUCCACAUAAGGACAUUCCAGCAGCAGGAACUGGGUCUGGCAGCAAGAGCCAGACGUUUUUAAAGACGUUAAUGCCUUCCUGCUGGCUCUCAAGUCUCAACUCAGUGUAGGAUGAAUGGGGUGUUGCAGUUUCAUGAAGAAAGCAGCAAAGAGCCCAAGACUGAUCUUGUCAUCCGUGCCUUGGCAGGAAAUUACAGAGGAAGGGCCAACUGGAGAAAUCGUGAUGUGGAUCAGAAUAUUGUAUAAUAAUGAUGAUGCAUCGCGGUUACUGAAGGAUCAGAACAUUUUGAUGGUGC
Messenger RNA from Hordeum vulgare subsp. vulgare (domesticated barley), 3888 nucleotides. Its product is annotated as putative disease resistance protein RGA3. Bases 121 to 3702 code for a protein of 1193 amino acids. Lineage: Eukaryota; Viridiplantae; Streptophyta; Magnoliopsida; Poales; Poaceae. The transcript is spliced from 3 exons. Gene Ontology annotation, molecular function: ADP binding. The record is from RefSeq and is a predicted model, not a curated record. Gene Ontology annotation, biological process: defense response to other organism.